Messenger RNA from Porites lobata, 402 nucleotides. Lineage: Eukaryota; Metazoa; Cnidaria; Anthozoa; Scleractinia; Poritidae. The record is from the annotation of a GenBank genome assembly.
AAAACCUUAAGCCCAGCUGUCCGUAAAGAGGUCGAUGAUAUUCGUCAGGUGCGAAACGAGAUCGCUCAUAUCACCGAGGCUAAGUUGACGGAUGCCGACUUCCAAGCUUCUGUAGACAGAGUGUUGAAAGCUUUUACAUCCCUUGGUCUGGCUAUAACUGAGAUUCAAGAAAUAAAGAACCAGAAGACCUUUCCGACGAAGGAAGUGGAAAAAAUAAGGAAGCAAGUUCGUGAUCUCCAAGCCGAGUUAGAUCAGACAAAAAGUAAUCUUCAAAGUACCGAAGCUGCCCUGGUUUCUCUCACACAGGAAAUAAAUGUGGAACUUCAGCCAUUUUGCAUUCUCGCAUCGUGCCCACCACACGAUACUAUCAGGCGCUCGCAUGAUAUUGAAAGAAUCACUAAC